AUGCACAAGCAGAUCGUAACGCGAUACCUAACUCCAGACGGCCGGACCAAAGCUUUGGAGGAAGAGACUGACGUGUAUAACGCAGUUAACGCACGGAUAUCUUUCAAUAAGAGUGAUUUUACAGAGGCAAAGAUGAUCUAUUUAGAACAUUUAGCCUUGUAUAAUGAAUUACAAAAGUUAGCUAUGCAAGGCUUUAAACCACCCAAAGACGGCCGGACCCAGGGAGCCCUUUCAGAUGCCUUGGCUUUUGCAGAAACGAGACAAUUACUAAGAUAUCGUCCGAGAGAGCCUGACUUGCGCAAUUCUGGUGUGACUCUACUUGGUUUGACCGAGAAAGAUCUUUAUAAGCAG
Messenger RNA from Paraglomus brasilianum, 351 nucleotides. The record is from the annotation of a GenBank genome assembly. Lineage: Eukaryota; Fungi; Glomeromycota; Glomeromycetes; Paraglomerales; Paraglomeraceae.